GCGUUCUCGAAGAGGUUAUUGAAAAGAAUACGAUUUUCAACGAUACAGAACUUAGAUCUUGGAACAAGCACGAUGACGAGAUACAAAAUGAUUUUCAAUCAGAUUUAACCGCGGAUAGUAUAGACGCGUAUUACAUCGAGGACGAUACUUCGUUCGCUAACAAGAAGAGAAUCGAUCGUGAAGAUUCGUCAGAAAUCAAUCUGAAGCCUACCACUAUGCGUGGCAUUCCAUUGAUCAAUUUGCUGCACAGCCAAGUUCCGCGUGGUUUUUAUGUCACUAGAAGCGAAACGGAACAUUCAACGUCGAAAAGAGUAAAGAUCGAUGCAUUAACUACCGAAUUUACCACCUUGUCUGUAGAGACUAAUGAAAAUAUACCUUCUGGGAUCGCUGAAAAAAUUGGACAAUCCGAUAUAGAUGGAAAAAUGAUUACCGAUCUCGAGCACGAUGACAACACCGAAGAAAAUCUUGAGGUUACCACGACUUUUAAUACCGAAUUAUCCAUGAAAAAUAAUAGAAAUGGAGCUAGAGUCGAGGGUAGAGUGGAAAGCACAUCUGUUUCAAUGGAUCAAGUUCAAAUAGAGAAAGAUGUAUCAUCGAUAAUGAAAUUUACUAGGAUUUCAAUUCCAGAAGAAAAUGUAACAACUUCUUCGAUUUCCACAUCUUUAUCCGAUUCGUCACCUUCUAUGCUUACCUCCCAAUCUUCUAAUGAAUCCGAGAUUAUUAAUUCCACGACCAAAAAAUCCCUAAUCAACGAUCAGAAUAUUCCUAUUUUGAAUACCGUAAUUCCUGUAACCGCGAUACCUUCCAAUAUUACAACUGAUACAAACUUAUUAGAAUCAGAUGUAACGGAAUUAUAUAUGGAGAAUACAACGCAUUCUGCGGAUUUAGAAAACAGCUAUUCGAUAAAUAGUCAAAAUAAAGGAAAAUCUACAAAAAAUGACGGAGAAUUCAAAUCGAUUUUAUCGACCACGACGCUUUCUUCGACUAGCACCGUGGAAACAUCGGUUACCGACACGACGAUUAAUGUGUUCAAUACCCACGAUGAAAAAAUUAAAUUUACUUCGAAUUACGAAUUUGGUCGUAAAUUUCGGAGACGUGGCCAGAAUCGUUAUUACGUGAAUCGAUUGAACAAAAAUCAAGAGAAUUCAACGAAAAUAGUUGAAAGAACGCAAAAUUCUCGUCGUAAAAUUAUAGGUUAUCGAAGACCGUUACGCAGACCUGUUUUCAAUGGUAAAGCUGUGAACGAUUCGUUCGUUUACGAAGUAACCACUUUGAAAGAAACAAAAGUGAAUGAUUCCAUAAGAAAUCCAAAUGAUUGGAAAGACACAAACAAAGAAGAAACAAACGUGGAAAAGAAGUUAAUAUCAAAGGCAAAUCAAACAAGAAACGAAGCUGUUUUCGACGAAGAACAUCUUCGGAUCGAGGAGAAUAUUGAUCGAUCCGAAUCCGAGGUGAAUUCCUCGAAGAAUACGGUAACAUCUCGUACACCAGGAAAUUUGUCGUCGACCAGAUUGAGAAAACCCACUGCAUUCACUUUGACGCCAUUGCAAAGCAAAACUACAAACACAUUCGCGAAUCAUCGAAAGACUCAUCUGACCGAUGGAAAAUUACAAACUGUUGUUAACGAAACACUGGAUACCGUGGAUGAAAGAACGGAAACUUCGAAACCUGAGAAAGAUAUCGAUCAAAAUAGUAGAGCACAAGAAAUCGCGGUCACAUUGGCGGAUCCACCGUCUGUGCAAUCAUCAACCACCGGUCGACCAUCGUUACGGAACGCCCUGAAGCGCAAAAUAAGCACUACGGUUGCACCUAGAACAGAUGCAACGACAAGCAGGGCUAGCCUCAGGUUUACACCGGCUCUCAGUGAUCGACAGAAGCCGGGAACGAAGGAUAAAACUCAUCGAAACUCGACGACAACAAGGCCUAGACAACGACCGCCUGUUGUCGAUUACGAUUAUUACGAGGAUGAGGAGGAACCGGUGAUCGGAAAAUCAACCUUCAAUGGAAAACUCUUUCUCACGAGUAAAGGAACUUUUCGAUGCUUGGACCAAGGCAAUUUUCCUCACCCUUACUCUUGUAAAAAAUUCAUUAUUUGCGCCAGAAUGGUAAACGGAUUGGUGAUCGGAGCCGAGUACACUUGUCCUGACAGGUUAUCUUUUGACCCAGUCGGUGGUAUUUGCAAUUGGUCAGCUGGACUUGGCUGCAAGGAAUAAUUUCUUUUGAAUUAUCGAUCGAGCAAUAAUUACGAAAAAUAUUAAAUAUUAUCCAAAUGAAACAAAUGAAUCAAAAUCGUGAAGUCACUUUUCUAUCGAAUUAAUUGUACAAUGAGACACAAGGAAAGAUCUUUUUUUUUCAUUUUUACGAACACGUGUAGCCAUAACCAAUAGAAAUGAAGCAUGGUGAUAUUAUCGUUAAUAAAAAGUUUGUAAAUAUUAUAGCUAUUGUAUAUACAUAGAUUUAGCUUGCGUUAUUGGAUAUCGUAAUACCAACUUAAUAAUUUAAACGUUGGUAAUACAUUUAGUGUAGAAAAGAUUAACGAAAUCUUUAUCUUUUUCUUAAGAUUAUAUGUAAAAUAUUUGCAAGAUUUCUUACGAACUCGAAAGAUUGAAUCAGAUAUAUUAUAUAUAUAUUUAUAUAUAUAAUACAUUUUGUAUUUGGAAUAAAAGUAUCCAUUUUUAACCACACUGUUAGAAAUUUUUAUUUAAAUAUUUUUUGUUAUUAUUUCGCCCACUUGAUAUGACGCAUACUAGGAUACGUUAAAAACAAUUAUACCCAAUCUUUACGCUUUUUUUUUUUUUCAAUACAAAAUUUGAUCGGUCUU
Molecule: messenger RNA, 2821 nt
Organism: Apis dorsata (giant honeybee)
Lineage: Eukaryota; Metazoa; Arthropoda; Insecta; Hymenoptera; Apidae
Product: serine-rich adhesin for platelets-like
Exons: 4
Coding region: 216-2213 (665 amino acids)
Cellular component (GO): extracellular region
Molecular function (GO): chitin binding
Source: RefSeq, a predicted model, not a curated record